Messenger RNA from Boeremia exigua, 1722 nucleotides. Its product is annotated as glycosyl hydrolase family 61-domain-containing protein. Gene Ontology annotation, biological process: carbohydrate metabolic process. The record is from RefSeq and is a predicted model, not a curated record. Lineage: Eukaryota; Fungi; Ascomycota; Dothideomycetes; Pleosporales; Didymellaceae. The transcript has 2 exons. Gene Ontology annotation, cellular component: extracellular region. Gene Ontology annotation, molecular function: cellulose binding. The coding region runs from base 1 to 1722 and encodes 573 amino acids.
AUGAAGUCCGUCGCUGUUCUCGCAGGUAUCGUUGCGGUGGCCAACGCCCACGCCACAUGGCAACAACUCUGGAAGAACGGAGAGGAUCUCGAGAGCACCUGCGCUCGUCUCCCUCCCUCCAACAGCCCCAUUGAGGACUACACCUCUACCGCACUGCAGUGCAAUGUCAACCCCGCUGCCGCUUCUGGCAAGUGCAGCUACGAGGCCGGUGACACAGUCACCAUCGAGAUGCACCAGCACAACUCCCGUGCCUGCACCGAGGAGGGUAUUGGCGGUGCCCACUGGGGUCCCGUUCUUGCCUACAUGUCCAAGGUCGAGGAUGCCGCCACCGCUGAUGGCUCUUCGGAGUUCUUCAAGGUCUACGAGAACACAUGGAAGAAGGCCCCGGGCUCUACCCAGGGUGAUAACGACUUGUGGGGCACCAAGGACCUCAACUACAACUGCGGAAAGCUCGACUUCUCUAUCCCCGAGGAUAUUGCUCCCGGUGACUACCUCCUCCGUGCCGAGGCCAUCGCUCUUCACGCUGCAUCCUCCUCCGGUGGUGCUCAGCACUACGUCACUUGCUACCAGCUUACAGUCACUGGCUCGGGUACUGCUACCCCUGCCGGUGUCAAGUUCCCUGAGGCUUACUCCAAGACUGGCCCCGGUCUUGGCUUCUCUAUCCACGCGCCCCUGACCGAGUACCCCGCCCCUGGCCCUGCCCUCUACGCUCGCGGUACCAAGAGCGACCCUCAGCUCCUUACCUUCGGUGAGAUCUCUGGUGUAGCCAAGCCUUCCGGUGGUGCCUCUGCCCCCGUUGCCAGCGCCAGCGUUGCACCCUCCUCCGCGCCUGUCGCCGCCUCAUCUGCUGCUGCCUCCUCUGCCGUUGCCACCUCCGCUGCUCCCUCCUCUGCCGCUGAGGCCGAGCCCACCGAGGCUGCCACUUCAGCUGCUCCUUCCGCUGCUCCUUCCUCUGCCGUUGAGGCCGAGCCUACUGAGGCCGCUACUUCCGCUGCCGCCUCCUCGGUCGCUGCUUCUGCCCCUGCUGCUUCGCCCACUGCUGCCCCCGAGACCGGUGACAAGAAGUACAACGUUGACUCGUUCGCUACUUAUCUCGAGGCCCAGGCCGGAAGCGAUGCCGAGUUCAACAUGGAGGAGUUUAUUGCCUGGUUGGAGAAGAUUGAGAGCGGCUCAAACACUGCUGAGCCUUCUGCCACAGGUGUCGCCGCGGAGCCCACCGCUGAGGCCACUGCUGAGCCCACCGCCACCCCUGCUCCUUCCAAGGCACCUGCUGCGUCCGCCCCCGUCGCUGCCUCGUCCGCCCCUGUCGCUGUCUCCUCUGCUGGCCCGGCCAAGACGACUCUUGCUACUGUCACCAAGCCCCAGCCUACCUCCGGCUCUGAUGUCGAGAUCCAGGCUUACGGUCGCUGCGGUGGUGAGGGCUUCAAGGGCACCGGCAAGUGCGCAUCUGGCUGGACCUGCAAGGUCCAGAACCCCUACUACUCCCAGUGUGUCUCGUCUGAGGGUGGCAACGCCGCUCAGCCCAGCGCCUCCAAGCCCGCUGCCGCCUCCACCACCCAGGCUGCCGCCUCUACUACCCAGGCUGCGGCUACCCCAUCCAAGGAGGCUGUCAUCACCAAGGAGGCUGUCUCCUCUGCUGCUCCCUCUGCGUCAGCCGCACCUGCCGCUGACAAGCUGUGGACGAUCGAGGAGCUCAUCGCUUUCCUCGAAGCUGCCGAGUAA